AGCUUGGAGAGGUUAAGGAACUCCACUGAGGUCACACAGCUGAUGACACACAACCCUCUGUGCCUUCGUCAAGCUGGCCACUUAACCGCCACGUCUCUGGCGACACCAGGGGAAAGACAAAGCUCUAAUUAAUGACUGUCACAAACCACACUUUCUGGACAAGGGUGGCAAAGACCCUUCCUUCCAGGUCCUUACCCCCGAGGGACCCUGGACUGUCACAGAGAUUAAUUACCCUUCAACUCCUUUGGAUGGAAAAGGAAAUCACUGUUACUGAGUUCGAUUAGAGCUUCAUCAAGACACACCAUUAGCUCUUUAAGGACUGUAGAGGAGGGAGGCUGCUUUAUUUCCUGAGACGACAAAUUAUUGCAGGCACAGCCAACAUGCCAUGAAUGGCUUUUGUGGACCACACGGUGAUGUCUGGAACACACGGGUGGCUGUCCCCUGGUGGAAGCGGAGUUGGCUGCAGCAGCCCUUGAGGCCUCCCUGGGAAUUCCCACCGUCCCUUCUGAUCAAGUCUUCAUCCCUGGGAUCUUUCUAUUCCGUGUUUCUUCUCAAUUCAGAGGGAUUUCCUCUAGCCCGUCCCAGGGAGGCCCCCUCCAGGAAGGGAAGAUGGUGGCCAUGAGGAAAAGGACCCUCAAACUACUGACCUUCCUUCUGCUCCUCAUCUCCCUCACCUCCUUCCUCCUGAACUACACCCACACCACGGUGCCCACCACCUGGUUCCCCAAGCAGAUGGUCCUGGAGCUCUCGGAGAACCUCAAGAAGCUCAUCAAGUACAGGCCCUGCACCUGCACCCGCUGCAUCGGGCAGCGCGGGCUCUCGGCCUGGUUCGACGAGAGAUUCAACCAGACCAUGCAGCCGCUGCUGACGGCCCGGAACGCGCUCUUGGAGGAGGACACCUACCAAUGGUGGCUGAAGCUCCAGCGGGAGAAGAAGCCCACUAACCUGAAUGACACCAUCAAGGAGCUGUUCAGAGUGGUGCCCGGGGAUGUGGACCCCGUGCUGGAGAAGGGGUCAGUGGGCUGCCGGCGCUGUGCCGUUGUGGGCAACUCUGGAAACCUACGAGAGUCCUUGUAUGGGCCCGAGAUAGACAGCCAUGACUUCGUGUUCAGGAUGAACAAGGCGCCCACUGUGGGGUUUGAGGCCGAUGUCGGGAGCAAGACCACCCAUCACCUCAUGUACCCCGAGAGCUUCAGGGAGCUGGGGGAGAACGUCAGAAUGGUCCUGGUCCCCUUCAAGACCAUCGACCUGGAGUGGGUGGUGAGCGCCACCACCACAGGCACCAUCUCCCAGUCCUCAGGGCUGGAAUUUGGCUUCCUGGACAUGCACUCACACCCUCUACUGCCUGAGAAGUCCUCUUUGCUGUCCUCGAGACAGCUGUGGGGUGGUGGAACCAAGACCAAACCUGAUACUGGGACCCCUCCCAGCUUGGCCACUGCCGGCUGUAUCCUGAUCUACCACCCGGCCUUCAUCAAGUACGUCUUCGACAGCUGGCUGCAGGGCCACGGGCGCUACCCGUCCACCGGCAUCCUCUCGGUCAUCUUCUCCAUGCACGUCUGUGAUGAGGUGGACCUGUAUGGUUUUGGGGCAGACAGCAAAGGGAAUUGGCACCACUACUGGGAGAACAACCCAUCAGCAGGGGCUUUUCGCAAGACGGGGGUGCAUGAUGCGGACUUCGAGUCCAACGUGACGGCCACCUUGGCUUCCAUCAACAAAAUCCGGAUCUUCACAGGGAGAUGAUGCUGUGAAGAGUCGAGGAUGGACGCACCGGAUGGCGCCUCUCCAUUUCCAGCUCCAACAUCUCGCCGGGGUCGUCCGUUCUGAGAGCCUUGAGGUCCAGCCUUGGGGCUGUGCCCAGGUGCCACACACAGCCUCUCGCGCCCAUCCUCCAGCAGCAUCUACGCAGCAAGGUCAUGGGACUCUGCUGGGC
This is a messenger RNA of Galeopterus variegatus (Sunda flying lemur), 1930 nucleotides long. RefSeq names its product CMP-N-acetylneuraminate-beta-galactosamide-alpha-2,3-sialyltransferase 1-like. Gene Ontology annotation, molecular function: beta-galactoside (CMP) alpha-2,3-sialyltransferase activity. NCBI's taxonomy places the organism in Eukaryota, Metazoa, Chordata, Mammalia, Dermoptera, Cynocephalidae. The record is from RefSeq and is a predicted model, not a curated record. The transcript has 8 exons. Bases 610 to 1740 code for a protein of 376 amino acids.